This is a messenger RNA of Aspergillus heteromorphus CBS 117.55, 4635 nucleotides long. RefSeq names its product FG-nucleoporin NUP159. Gene Ontology annotation, molecular function: structural constituent of nuclear pore; protein binding. Gene Ontology annotation, cellular component: nuclear pore. The record is from RefSeq and is a predicted model, not a curated record. The coding region runs from base 1 to 4482 and encodes 1493 amino acids. Lineage: Eukaryota; Fungi; Ascomycota; Eurotiomycetes; Eurotiales; Aspergillaceae. Gene Ontology annotation, biological process: protein import into nucleus; RNA export from nucleus. The transcript has 4 exons.
AUGGCUUUCAGCUUUGGAGCGUCCGCCCCCGCCGGAGGGAGCGCUCCUCUCGAAUUGGGACCCGAGCUCCCGGAUGUUUUUGCGGAGGAAGUUGGCUUCAAAGGCGUGUCCAGCGACAGCAACAUUCGACUGCUCCCCACUCCCUGGCCCGAAGAUGCCCUUCCGGCCCCUACCAGCUCUCUUCUGGCCGUCGCGCCCACCAAAGGCGUCGUUGUCGGCGCUGGCCCUGACACCUUGAAUAUCGCCACCACCUCCGCUGUUCGAGCGGCCAUAUCGGCACCGACCGGCGAAGACAAGGUCAAGACCAAGCCAUUUCAGCCGCAAGCUACAAUUCCCCUCCCUGCGCGACCCACACACAUCACCUUCGCGUCGGGCGACAGCGCCUUGGUAUUGGCUACGGAGAACGGCGCGCAGCUGUCGGUCUUCCAGACGGAGAGUCUCUUGCAAGGAAAUGCGCAACCCGCUCUGUCCAUCCCCACCAAUGGCACCACCUUCCGCUUCCUUGCCCCCAAUCCUGCGCCGGCGGAAGACGCCCACUCAUCCCUUGUUGCGCUCGUCACGACGGGCGGCGACCUUCUCAUAGCGAACAUCAAGGCAGGCAGCCUGGUUUCGGGUGCGAGUGGCCAGGUCCUGAAGUCUGGAGUCAGCACGGUUUGCUGGAGUAACAAGGGCAAGCAACUCGUGGCCGGCCUCGCAGAUGGUACCGCGUUCCAACUGACUCCCGAGGGUGCCCAGAAGGAUGCCAUUCCGCGCCCUCCUGAUCUUGAAGACAACUGCCAUGUGUCGUCUAUUGCCUGGUUGGAGAAUGAUAUCUUUUUGAUGGUGUACACGUCUAACGCCGCGGAGGAUGAUAUGGGCCAGACGCCUUCUUCUUCCUACUACAUUAUCACCCGAAGGAAGCAAGCGCCCUUCUUGAUCCAAAAAUUGCCCGAAUUGUGCAUGCCCUUCGGCGUCAAGCGCACCCCCGCCUACCAAUUCAUCGCGCGCCUCCGAGACUACAAGCCCCAUCUGAAGGACGCCCUCAUCGUAUCCUCCACAGCGUCCACCGACGUAUGCAUGAUCACCCGUGCCGAUCAACCGUUGGCUAGCGAUGAUGCUGCGAAGGCGACCACAGGGCUCUUUGUUACGACAGAAGUGAACGAUGACACGAAGAGAGCCUCCCUUCCCUUGAAGGACUCUACGGAUGAGACCUCCGUGAUUGGUUUGGGAACUGACCUGUCUAGUACAGAAAAUGUGAUAGCUCCUAUUGCAGGCGAGGACAUCGCUGAGAGCUCGACCCCUGUACCAAACCUUCUGCUCCUCAACAACGAAGGAUGCCUCUCCUCCUGGUGGUUCAUAUACUCGGAUGCUGUUCGGCAAAAGAUCCCCUACAGCGGUAUGGCGUCUCAGACCCAGCAACAGCAGUCCGUACAGCCUGUACAGCCAGCACAGCCCGAGCCUCCCAAGCAGCCUGCAUUUGGACAGUCAUCGUUUGGUAGCCCGUCCACUCUAGGAUCAUCGGCAUUUGGGAAACCCGCUGGUGCACCUGGCUUUGGCAGUCCUUCCCCGCUGGGCGCUCGCCAACAGCCGGCUUUUGGAACAUCGUCAUUCGGUGCGCCUUCCUUUGGGACUCCAUCCCAGGCUGGGACUUCUUUCGGCACUCCUAAUGCCCUUGGACAGCCGGCUUUCGGAAAAUCUGGCUUUGGAGCAAUGGGCGGUGGCGCAUCGACAUUUGGCCAGCCGUCAACACCCGCCAAACCUCUUCCAUUCGGCGCAUCGGCAAGUGGUGCUGGGAGUGGCUUCGGCUCAUUUGCAGGCGCAAGCACAGGCGGGUUCGGUGGUCUCGCGGCGUCAAAGCCGGCAGGAGGUUCGCCAUUUGCUAGUAUGGGAGGUGGCGGCGAAAACCCAUUCGGCAAGCCCUCGGUCCCGUCACCGUUCGGUAGCCAGGCUAAGACCGAGACUGCUUUCCCUCAAACCGAGUCAAAGGGAGCGUUUGGACAAGGAUCGAGUCCAUUUGUACUUGGAUCUAUGUUCAAGGGUGAUGGUAGCGCUGUUACUGAUGCUCCUAGGCCCGAAAAAGCAGACAGCUUCUUUACUUCGGGCCAAUCCAUGGAUGAUAUGGUAUCUAGCAGCAACAAAACUAGCCCGCCAACUGACUCGAUGGACGAUAUGGAUGAUGAGCCUGCUCCUGCUCAGAAGCCUGAACCUAAGGAGGCGCCGUCUUUGUUUGGACAGCCCUCUGAAAUCGGGACUACUGCCCCCGAAUCCAAGCAGACAUCAUCGUUGUUCGGGGCGCCGUCCAAGAUCGGGACUACUGCCCCCAAGCCUAAUCAGACCUCAUCGUUGUUCGGGGCGCCGUCGAAAAUCGGGGCUGCUGCCCCCGAACCUAAGCAGACAUCAUCAUUGUUCGGGGCACCCACUUCCUCGCCGUCCUCAGUGUUUGGCUCUAACUCGCAAAUCCCGAAUCCGUUUGGCCAACCCCAGACCUCCAAAUCGCCUUUCUCGAUGUUUGGAAAUGGUACACCUGCGAAGCAAGUGACAAGCCCCUUGUCUCCCCCCUCCGAAAAGACUGCCAUUGCCACACCCCCCUCAACGAAGACACCAUCGGAGGAUGUCCACCGUACACCCGUCGCCUCGAUACAAACCCCUCUGCCGCCCGACUCUACUAGCAAAACUUCCUAUGGCCCAGGCGACACCUCUGCCUCGUCGAACGUUUCCAAGAGUUCAUUCGAAGAAGCUCCACUCCCCCCUGACUUUACUAUGAAGCCGAAGACUGCACCGGCGGACAUUGGAGGCGAUGCACCCUUACCCCCGGAUUUCACGGCUAAACCUAAGAAGAUAGAGAAGGAGGCUGAAGAUGCCCCGUUGCCUCCUGAUUUCACUAUCAAAAAGCCAGCAGCACCCGAGGAGGUAUCCGCCCCAGUCCCCGAAGAUUCCGAUUUUGAUGAGUCGGAGAGAGAGGAAAGUGAGGAGGAUGAGGAGGAUGAGGAGGAAGAGGAGGAUGAGGAGGAUGAAGAAGGAGAGAGUGAGGAGGAUGAAGAAUCUGAUUUCGCUGAUAGCGGAGAGGACGUCUCGCGAGACAUCAGCCAACCCGAAUCCCCGGAAGCAAGCUUUGGGGACACUCCUGAAAGCUCCUUCAAAUUCGGAUCUAGCACUACCUCUAACGUGUUUUCGCAAGCUGCCAAACCUCCGCAGCAGCGGACAUUGUUUGGCGAGAUCGGCAAACCCGUGUUUCCGGCGUUCCAAAACCGGGAGCCUCCAAGGUCGCCUAGUCCCGUCCGGGGCAGUCCCCAGAAGACCAGGUUCAAGCACCCGGGCCAGAAGCCCAUUGGCAAGCACCAGGCCCCUGGAAGCACACUUGCUGCUAGAAAGGCAUCUCUCACGGAGACCGCACGACGCGAAAGCUUGCUGAGACCGCAGCCUUCUCCGAAGGAGUCUCGGAGAGCUCAAGCGAAGCAGAUGGAGGAGGAGGCCCAGUCGCUCUCGGACGACGAUGAGGACGAGAGGCUUCGUGCAGAUCUUGCACGGCCUUUGGAGCCCGUUCCUACCCUCGACCCCUUCCUGCCCCACCAGAAUUACGCUGGCGAGACAACCAAGCCCGGUAUCCCGGGACAGAUCGAGCGGCUGUACCGCGAUAUUAACUCCAUGGUGGACACUCUGGGAAUCAACGCGCGGUCCAUGGCUGCUUUCCUUCUGUACCAGAGACAGUCGCAAAAUGCGGACUGGGUUGGUAUGUUGAAGGAGGACCACCCGGCUAACAUCCUGGACGAGAAGCUACUUCUGUGCGAUAUCGAGAAGCUUGACGAAGGGGUUGUCAUGCUGGCUGGCUCGCUGGAGCAACAGCGCGUGCAAGGCGUGGAGGAGAAGCUGGAAAGUUGCCGAGAGCUCCUGAGCAAAGACAUCCUGACCCUUCGGGGCCAGUGUGCCAGCAUCCGGAAGACUCUGGAUGCUCACACGGAUGCUGCAGCCAUUGUUUCCGCGCCCCUUUCCGCCGAACAAGCGAACCUCCAACAGGACCUCCGGACUGCAUCCACCGAUAUCCAAGCGAAGCUGGCAGAACUUGAAUCGGCGGUGUCUCUGCUGCGGGCCAAGAUUGCCGAUGCCCCUCGCCCCGAUGGAUCGCGGCAGGCUACGAGACGGCCGACCGUGGAGGCCGUGACAUCCACGAUUGCGACCAUGAUGAACAUGGCGGAGAGCAAGCGCAGCGACAUCGACGUCCUGGAAGCCCAGAUCAAGAAGCUGGGUAUCGACACAUCAGCUCCGGCAGCCAGCCGGGAGGGCUCACCCGCCUACCACACCCCCGACUCCGCCGCGCGCGGCAACUUCCGAUCCAGCAUCACCGGGAGCCGGCUUCGCAGCGUGGAAGGCGCCAGCGAGCUGGUCAGCAAGGAGGAGAGCGCCCAGUGGAAGACCAAGCUGCAGCGGCGCCAGCACAUUGUGGGCAGUCUGAAGCGGGCGAUCGGCGAGAAGAAAACCAAGGUGCGCGGCGUGGAUGAUCUGUAGCGUAUUACUAUUCUUAUCGUCUUGUUUCUUGUCGUCUGUUACGAACACCAAAAUCACGGGUCAUGGCGUGGCGUGGUGCAACAGGCAUUUCGACCUUGGGUAGCGUUAUCUGUACAUAGGAGCGGAUUUAUGUGUGCGUGGGUGUUCGGAUUG